CGAAGGAGAGCUGGCACCGAACUUUCCCAUCUGCGCGAGAAGAUCGGUUAUCGUCGUUGACAGAGACGCCAUCAUCGCCAUCCUCAUUCAGCACAAGCAAGGUCCUCAAUCCAACAACGACCGCCGGACAGACAGACGGAGAAAGCGAGAUGGGUCUUGUCUUGUUUCCCAGAUGGGCACUCCUGUCGACGACGACGACGAUCCUCUGCAUCGCCGCCGCCGCCGCCGCCCUCGUAAGUUCCGAGCAGAUGCAUUCCGGCCAGCGGUCGGCGUACGACGUCCUCGGGGACUACAACUUCCCCGCCGGGAUCCUCCCCAUCGGGGUCAACGGCUACGACCUCGACGCGUCGACGGGGCAGUUCGCGGCCUACUUCAACAAGACGUGCAGCUUCUCGCUGGAGGGGUCGUACCAGCUGGAGUACAAGUCCACGAUCCGCGGGCUCAUCUCCGAGAACCGGCUCAAGAACCUGCAGGGGGUGAAGGUGAAGCUGCUGUUCGUGUGGGUGGACAUCGUGGAGGUCAGCCGCCGGGGCGACGACCUGCAGUUCUCCGUCGGCAUCGCGGGCGCCGACUUCCCCAUCGAUAAUUUCGAGGAGUGCCCCCAGUGCGGGUGCGGGUUGAAUUGCGGCGACCGUGUGGUGGGGGAGACGACGAGAGGAGGUAGGAGGCCGUUUGUUGAUUCUUACUGAUGGGGAAUGGGAUCGACAGGGGAAACGCCGUUGUGCUGGAAUUCUAUUCUCUUCUUUAUUAUUUGUGGCGUGAUGGAUAUAGAUUCAGCUCCAAAUGAUUAAUUGUUGUCAAGCGUUUUUUUUCUCGUCUUCGUUGUGCGCUUGAUGGUUUCUGCAUUUGUUAAGAUUAUGCUGCUGUAAUGGGAAGAAUGCCCAUGACAGAUAUAUAAAAGUGGAGUAGAAUUCGAGAAUAGAAACAAACUUCACCAAAGGGUUUCAAAGAAAGGUCAUCUUGAAGAAUGUUUGCUCUGAAUUGUGUAAAAUGCAUGAGAAAUUAUCUUGCU
Messenger RNA from Eucalyptus grandis, 1012 nucleotides. RefSeq lists its product as uncharacterized. Lineage: Eukaryota; Viridiplantae; Streptophyta; Magnoliopsida; Myrtales; Myrtaceae. The record is from RefSeq and is a predicted model, not a curated record. The transcript has a single exon. The coding region runs from base 150 to 689 and encodes 179 amino acids.